ACACAAGCCGGCUUAGUAUGGGCAUCUAUGGCGGCAACGGACGUGCCGCUAGCGACGAACAGCGUGCCAUCAUCAACGAGCAUCAUUUUAAUAACCUGGUCAGCAGCAAGCGGAACAAGCGUUCUCUCAGCUCCACACGCAUCGAGAAGGACAAGUGCGACGAGUACAACACGAAGUUGCUGCGAAAGACAAGCGUAGUUGCCGCUGCCGCAGCGGCAGCAGCAGCAGCGGCGGCGGCGGCUGCUGCAGCCGCUGCUUCGACAAUGAGCAAAAAUAACAUUAACAGCCACAACAAUAACAACAAUAAUAGCGGCAGCAGCAGUAAACAUAAUAGCAACAGCGGCACACCAACAACCAGCAUUGGAGGCGGCAGUUUUAGGCUUUCGCGUCGAAUCUUUGCUGAAUCGGGCUCAUCAGCCUCCACAUCAGCCUCCAAUUCUGGGAUACCAACACCAACGCAACCACCAUCGUUGCCCUGGCAGCAGCAACAUCCUCAGCGUGGAGCCAGUCGCCUGACCACAGAGCGCGAGCAACAGCAGCACCUAAAGUUGCGCAAGAAGAUAAGCUACUAGGUGAGGAUUGGUCCAACCUUAUAGUGAGAGAUUCAAAGCUAAAACCGGCUGCUGCAAUUGUUAUUGUUGACAUUUAUUUUGUAAAAAAAAUCUUAUAGUAUUAAUAGUAAAAAUUUACACUAGGCCCACAAAUAAAA
Drosophila virilis is the source of this 709-nucleotide messenger RNA. RefSeq names its product rasGEF domain-containing serine/threonine-protein kinase X-like. The record is from RefSeq and is a predicted model, not a curated record. Lineage: Eukaryota; Metazoa; Arthropoda; Insecta; Diptera; Drosophilidae.